CACUUUAGCACCCCGACAGGUCCUCACAAAGACAGACAAACAACAACACACACACCUGGAGAGAGACUAAAUCUGGCACUUUAGUUUUUAGGAGUGCAGGUAGAGCUGAAGCAGGACGAUAACGUGGACCAGAACAGACGGCGACAGGUGAGCAGAUCGACAGGUAGACUUAUAGACAAGUAAACUGACAGACAGGUGAGCAGAUCGACAGGUAGACUUAUAGACAAGUAAAUUGACAGACAGUGAGCAGAUCGACAGGUAGACCUAUAGACAAGUAAACUGACAGACAGGUGAGCAGAUCGACAGGUAGACUUAUAGACAAGUAAAUUGACAGACAGGUGAGCAGAUCGACAGGUAGACCUAUAGACAGGUAAACUGACAGACAGGUGAGCAGAUCGACAGGUGUUGGUUUCAGGAGUUCGCAUCAAGAUGACUCCUCCUCCAGUUCCUGUCCCAAAGCCUCGUUCUCGUUACAUGAGGGACAGUCUGAGCUCCGCCUCUCCCUUGGACAGAGAUCUGAUCGGUGAAAGUCUGCAACCAGUUUUGUCUAAUGGAGUUCACCUGAGUACAGGUGAUGAUGCAACACCUCCUCCUCCUCCUUCUCCUCCUCUCGUUGUGUUGGACCGCGGCGACGUCUUCCCGACUCUGGCUGGCGUCACUGACAUGAUCGCCACCAACAUCCCGUCAUUGGCUGGAUUUGCAACCUCCAUCGGUGGCUCCGCCCCCUCUGUGCCAACACCCCCAGCCCCCUCUGCCCCACCCUCAAUAGACAGCAUGGCUAACAGCAUUGCUGCUAACAUACCUAGCUUAGCAGGAGCUGCUAGCGCUGUGGUUAACCCAGCUGCCUCCACCACCACAUCUGUAUCUGCCGCUAACACCGGUGCUGCCAGCUUAGACAGCAUCUUUAGCUCAUUAGCUAACAUACCCAGUUUAGCCAGUAUUGUUAGCAGUGCGGCUAAUCCAGCUGUUUGCUCCACCCUAUCAGACCCGCCCCCCUCACGGCCGAGGCCUGGAGAUUGUACAGAUGUUGGGGCGCUGUCACAGCUUGUGAUGUCAGCUUUAGACCAGAAUGCAGAAGUCACGUUACCUUUACUAGAGGGAGCUGCUGAGCCAACAGAGGAAGUCUUUAGCCCGUCUCCUCAUGCCAAUAAAGAAGAAACCCCAUACAUCACCCUGUUGGCUAGUUGGGCGAGUCAAGAGGAAGUUGACACUGACUCAUCUAAUGAGGAGGAAGAAACAGGAGUUAGCCCCGCCCCCUCUGGUGCCAAUGGACCAAUGGAAGGAGAUCCUGCUUCUAACACCAUCAAUUUCCCGUCGACCCCUUCAGGCCGUCUAAUCCCCACUCGACCGGCUCCGCCCCCUCCUCGUCCUCCUGGUCAAUCAGCAAAGCCUCUGAAACAGAAGACGCCGAGGGCUGCCACUAUUCGAGUGUCCAGGAAGAAGGGGGGCAGUGGGAGUUCCUCUCCACAGAGCGCCGUGGUCCGAUCCAGCUGGCUGGACGUCUGGAAGGGCUUCAGACACAAUGUUUUAUGGGCAACAUUGGAUGGACAGCUGAUGUCUCUAUGGAAGAAACGCACAGACCGGUUCAGUGAGGUGCUGUUUCAUGUCUCCAGUAUCACCAAUGUGAAGAAACAGGACAAAGGCAGAUUCUCUGUUUACUUCAGGAAGAAACAUUAUGACUUCAUGGCUCAUAAUGACGAGGUUCAGGAAGGUUGGGUCUCGUCUCUGCUGGCGUCUCGAGGCCAGCCAAGUCCCACCCCGGAACUCCAAGGACAAAUCACCAUCAAGGACCCGCGCAGCCGUGUCUACGCUGCUGUCUGGGGUCACAACCUCUGGCUUUAUCCCAACAAGGAGAGCUUCCAGCUGGGCAUCGCCUCCUUCUCUGUCCCCCUGAAUGUGGCCACGGUCAAAUCCACUGGAAAACACUCGUUCACCCUCAUCACUCCAUAUAAGAGCUUCAACCUCUCUGUUGAUUCGUCAAAGGAUCUGUCCCACUGGUUGGACAGUCUGUCCUCGUCCAUCCAGAGUGCUCUGUCCUGCAGCCAGGUGGCGCUGCGUCUUUGGGAAAACCCAGACAACAAGGUGUGUGCCGAAUGCGGCUCGGCCAAUCCUGAGUGGGCGUCAGUCAACCUGCUGCUGGUCAUCUGUCAGGCCUGUGCAGGUCAGCAUCGAGGUCUGGGCAGCAACCUGUCCAAGGUACGCAGUCUGAAGAUGGACAACAAGGUCUGGACUGAACCACUCAUACAGCUGUUUGUUACCUAUGGUAACCGGCUGGCCAAUCAGGUGUGGGCUCCAGCUGUGCCGGCGGCGGAGCAGCUGCGCCCAGACUCGUCUGACAAGGAGAGGUCAAAGUUCAUCCAGGACAAAUAUUGCGGGGGUCGCUACAGACGAGUCCACACUCUGGCGUCAUCGCACUCUCUGAUGGACCAGAGACUGCGGGAGGUCGUUAGUGGAGCCAACAUAGAAGAAACAAUGUCUCUGAUCUGCUCAGGAGCAAAGGUGUGUCAUUCAGACCCUCAGAGCCCCUCCCCCAUCGUGCUGGCUGAGAGGGCGGGUCAGGCUCUGCAGAGCGAGCUGCUCCGACUCAACGAGUACACAGAGGUCCCACCAUACCUGCCACAGUCAGCCAAUAGCAGACCUGACUCCGGCCCCCCAGGUGAGGAAGAGGAGGAGCUUCAUGGUAAACUGGAGGAAGAUCGUUUUCUCUUUUCGUUAGAAAACAACUCGGCAGCGUGUGACGUCCUCGACCUGCGAGAAGUUCUGUCUGUCUUCCUCAAAGAUGGACCAGCUCAUGAGUUUGAGAUGGUGACGUUGAGUGAUCAGCUGAUCUGUGCUGCUGACAACCAGGACGAGCUGCUGAGUCACCUGGUCUAUAUACUGAAGGUGAUUCUGCCAGGGGGUGUGUCUUAUGCCGAGGUGGGCGGGGCUUCAGCAGUCAGUAAAGUGUGUGUGGUGGAGGUGGGCGGAGCCUCGAGUCAUUCUGACGCCUGGUUGCUGCUGUGGGAGGACGGAGUCAGCGUUUAUCCCGUCCACAGACACACACAACAGAGCCUGAGGAUGGAACUGAGCACGCUCAGUCGCCAUGAAAUGCAUUCAUCUGAGAACAUCAUCACCUUGGUGACUGCAGACAGGUGUGUGUUGUUGCGUUUCGAAGAGCAGCGUAGCUGUCAGUCCUGGUUCAACCACCUGCAGAGAGCUCUGACCAAUCAGAGAGCAGCUCCACAGCGUCCUCCUGCAGCCAAUCACAGUGCAGCUCGUCAGUCUCUGUAUCCGGUAAUGGAUGUGAGGUCGAGGGGUUCGGUACCGCCCGCCAUCGAACGCUGCAUCUCCCACAUCACCAUCCAUGGUCUGAAGGUGGAGGGUGUGUACCGGCGCUGUGGUCUUGCUGUUAAAGUGAACCGACUAGUGGAGGCUCUGAUGACAUCACCUAGCUCCGCCCCUCUGGAUAGUGAUGAGCAGGGUGUGUUGGAUUCCUGCUCCGCCCUUAAACAAUAUGUCCGCCAGCAGGAGAGUCUGAUUCCCGACAGAGAGCAACAGCAGUGGCUGCACGCCGCAGUGAUUUCAGACGAGCGCUCCAGGUUUUCAGCCUACCGACGGUUGCUACGGCAACUUCCUGACGACAACCGAGCAACACUGAACGCCCUGUUUGGACACUUCUACAUGGUCCAGGUGUUCUCUCAGGUGAACAAGAUGUCAGCUCACAAUCUGGCUGUGGUUCUGGUCCCAACUCUGUUUCAGACUCUGAACCAGGAUCUUCUCAGACUCACCAGAGAGUUCAUCAUCCACCACACACUGUUGUUUCUGACGCCUGAGGGAGAGCAAAGAGAGGAAGAGGAAGAGCAGAUCACUGUCUUCUGAGAAAGAAGACUCAUAUCUGACUUUUGACUACACUUUUGAUUUCACCCCAUUUGCUAAAGUUUGUCUCUUAAACAAACCUUUUAGAUUAAGGAGUUUGGUCUAGAUCUACUCUAUUUGAAAAGUGUCCUGAGAUAACUUCUGUUAUGAAUUGGCGCCAUACAAAUAAAAUAAAAUUGAAUUGAAUUGCAAUUUAAUAAAAAUCAACAAUUUACUGAUGUUCCUGAAUGUUCUAGGUGGGUGGUGGUUACACAGAUAACAUAUAUAUAUAUAUCAGUACUGAUACACUCAUUCACAGCACCUGACAACUGAGAUGGAAAAUAUUCUAAAAAUAGCAUACACUAUAUAUAUACACAAUAUAGCUGCUGCCCUGUUCACAUAAGACCUUUUUUUAUCAGGUUUCUCUGUCAACUUCUUGCAUUUUUCCCCUUAUGAACAAUAACUUUUGGUCCUUGAUAAAAGCUCCUUGUGGUUUCUCAGUUAACCAUAAAAAAUGUAGAUUGUAGAGUUUGUGAUUCCAAUGUAUAAAAUCACUUCUUGUCCUCCGUCUGCUGUUGGUCACACAGGAACACAGGGAAUAUAUAAAGUUUAAACUGAUCUGUUACAAUGUUCUGUCAGUUUCACAUUUAAACACUUUAUAAUUAAAACCUUAAAUAUGAA
Dicentrarchus labrax (European seabass) is the source of this 4515-nucleotide messenger RNA. Its product is annotated as arf-GAP with Rho-GAP domain, ANK repeat and PH domain-containing protein 1. Gene Ontology annotation, biological process: signal transduction. NCBI's taxonomy places the organism in Eukaryota, Metazoa, Chordata, Actinopteri, Moronidae. Gene Ontology annotation, molecular function: GTPase activator activity. The record is from RefSeq and is a predicted model, not a curated record.